AUGUCUAUUUUGUUCCGGGGUUUCCAAAAUGCCUCGAGACGUGCUGUUCAGCCAUCAAAAUUGGCCGGCGCAAUAGUUGGCUCAAGGUUCAUCAGCAAGACCAAGCGCAAAACCACCAAACCGUCACAGCUGAUAUACCCUGAGGCGGCCAACAAAGACCAUUCUGAUCUCGCGACAUUUCUAUCAUAUGUCGAACGCACAAGCCUGAAUAAAAACUCAACUGUAUAUCGGGGCACACACUACGAAUACACAGUCGCCGACACACUCUCACAGUAUGGCUUCCUCCUCAAGCGCGUUGGGGGCCAUUCAGACCGAGGCUUGGAUCUCCUAGGCAUAUGGACACUGCCUUCAACAUCGCAGACGUCCAAGGUGAUAAUCCAAUGCAAAGCAGGCGCUCGGAGUCUAAGCCCUAUGUACAUUCGCGAGCUCAAGGGCGCUUUGGCGGUAGCUCCCCCAGGGUGGCGAGGCGCAAACGUUCUGGGGCUCCUCGUAGGCGAGAAGCCAGCUACAAAAGGUGUACAGAAAGAGAUGUACUCUGCAGAUGCGGCUUUGGGAUAUGUGUGCUGCACAAGAGAGGGCGAAGUGGCACAGCUGCUAUGGAAUCUGAAAGCUCAGGAAAUGGGACUGGAAGGACUGUCGGUUGGCGUCAAGUAUGGCGGGGAUAAGAGCCAGCUUGUGUUGAUUCGAGGUGGUGAGAUGCUCCCUUUGUUGGAGAAGGUCAAGAUCGAGAAGGACAACGUGGUGGAUGUGUCUGUUAUUGCGGCCGAAGGGGGAACACUCUGA
Molecule: messenger RNA, 783 nt
Organism: Fusarium pseudograminearum CS3096
Lineage: Eukaryota; Fungi; Ascomycota; Sordariomycetes; Hypocreales; Nectriaceae
Exons: 1
Coding region: 1-783 (260 amino acids)
Cellular component (GO): mitochondrion
Source: RefSeq, a predicted model, not a curated record